UUCAAUCGAAUUCCACACAGUCCAAAUAUCAAUGUCCCACAUAUUACCUCCCCACAAAGUUGCUUUUACUGUUCCAAGAAUUCAUUUUUAGUCAAAUCCAUUUAGUUAGAAGUUUAGUUAUUCUUCGUUGCUUUCUGUUUCUUCAAUCAAGUCUCAUAUGGGCACCUUUGUUUUUGUAUUACAGCACAAGAGAUGCUCGAGAUUGUUGCUGAACGUUUCAUUUCUCUUAGUGGGUGGUGUUAUUCUCUUGGUUUCAUAUUUCACCUCUUCAGAAUUUCCUGUUUCAAGCACAUUUGAUAAAAAUCAAGAAGGCUGCGAGGUUUUGGAGCAGUUAGAUGACUACAAAGCCAAGUGCCUUUACCUGAAAUCUGGUAAUCCUUGUGCCUCUCAAGGCUAUAUUGAUUAUCUUUACCUAUUUUAUUGCAGUUUUGGAAGAUAUCCCUUUCUGGGGUAUUUUCUCAUCUUUCUUUGGCUUUUGGUUCUAUUCUAUCUCCUUGGAAACACUGCCUCUGAAUACUUUUGUUGCUCGCUUGAAAGCCUAUCGAGGCUGUUAAAUUUGUCACCCACGAUUGCUGGAGUGACUCUCCUGUCUCUCGGCAAUGGCGCCCCUGAUGUUUUCUCCAGCUUGGUUUCCUUUAUGGGCACUGGGACAAGUGACAUUGGCCUUAGUACAGUGCUAGGUGCGGCUUCUUUUGUGACUUGUGUUGUGGUUGGAGUUAUAUGCAUUUGCUUGCAUAAAAGAAGUGUUGGAGUUAACAAAUAUGCCUUCAUCAGAGACGUUUGCUUCUUCCUUCUGGUUCUUGCAGUCUUAAUUGUGAUCUUCAUUCGCGGCAAAAUCAAUUUGUGGGGGGCAAUCGGUUUUUUCUCCAUGUAUGUUGUUUAUGUGAUUGUUGUCUAUGUCUCAGCCAUUCGGUAUCAUAAAAGUGGCGAAGAAAUUGAAACGGAAGAAUCUUCAAGCUAUGGUGAUGAUUGGAAUGUAGCUCUCUUAAAUGCUAGUGAAAACAGAGAGUCUAAUUCUUUAGAAGAAGGAAAUUUAGAAGAUGAGACUUCUGCAGAGACCAGUAAUUGUCGCUUUUGUAGUAUGAUUCUUCAUAUUCUUGAGAUGCCCCUUUAUUUACCAAGGAGACUGACAAUUCCUGUAGUUUCUGAGAAGAAAUGGUCUAAGCCAAUUGCAGUUAUUUCUGUGACAUUGUCACCACUUAUGUUGGCAGCCCUUUGGAACCCUGAAAGCCUGAUGGUGUUUGGAAUUGGUUUAUUUAUAGGAAUGGCUCUAGGGAUUCUUGCAUUUGUAACAACAGAGAAAUCAAGCCCCCCCGCAAAGUGCCUAUUUCCUUGGCUGGCAGGAGGUUUCUUAAUGAGUGUUGUUUGGAGUUACAUCACAGCUCAAGAAUUGGUGACCUUGUUGGUUUCAGUCGGAUACAUUUUGGGCAUACAACCUUCACUUCUGGGCCUCACAGUCCUCGCUUGGGGCAAUUCACUUGGAGAUUUGAUCACAAAUUCGACAAUGGCUCUGAAUGGAGGAGAGCAAGGGCAAGGGGCUCAGGUUGCAAUUUCAGGGUGUUAUGCAGGGCCAAUCUUCAACAUUCUGUUUGGGCUAGGCAUGUCUCUCGUUGAGUCUUGUUGGAGAGGUUAUCCAUCGUCAAUGGUCAUCUCGGAAGACCCACUUCUGUUAGAGACAUUGGGGUUUUUAGUGGGAGGAUUGGUGUGGGCACUGGUGGUUUUGCCAUGGAGAGGGAUGAGGCUUGAUGGCGUUUUGGGAGGAGGGCUCAUAGUUAUUUACUUGAUUUCAAUGUCAUUGAGGUUCAUCAUGUAUAUACAUAGUUCAUGAUCUAAAUUUGUAAUACUAUUUGAUUGUGUUGCAUAUAUUUAUUAAUUUGAUCUUUGAAUAA
Mangifera indica (mango) is the source of this 1889-nucleotide messenger RNA. Its product is annotated as cation/calcium exchanger 2. The coding region runs from base 158 to 1828 and encodes 556 amino acids. The transcript has a single exon. The record is from RefSeq and is a predicted model, not a curated record. Gene Ontology annotation, biological process: monoatomic cation transport; transmembrane transport. Gene Ontology annotation, molecular function: monoatomic cation transmembrane transporter activity. Lineage: Eukaryota; Viridiplantae; Streptophyta; Magnoliopsida; Sapindales; Anacardiaceae. Gene Ontology annotation, cellular component: membrane.